UAUCUUAUCUAAUUUCAGAAUUGACAAUUGUAUUGUGUGCCCCAUAUGCCAUGGCAACCACAACAGAAACAGUUGUUAUGACAACAGGAACAACAACUACACAAAGUUCCAAAGGUAUGGCAGAUUCACACUUGACAGUAAUAUAUGUGAUCGUUGGGACUGUUGUCACAGUCCCAGUGCUAUGUAUUGGUUGCUGCUGUUUAAAAGCUUACUGUCGAGGACGUGAAGAAAGGAGUGAAAGAAAACGAAAAGAAGAGGAAGUGAAAAUGAGGGCCGCACGGGCUGCAGCGAGACAUAAACCUGUCAAACCAAAGCAACCAGUUAUCAACAGCCAGGCCAUGGAGAACUAUAUCAAAACUAUAAAUGCAAAGAGACUCCCACGCAGUCCAAAAGUUACACCGAAAAAGAGUACAAUUCGAAACAAAGCAAAGUCAAACCAAACAAACAAUUUAUUGGCAGUUGAUCCAAAUGGAAACAUUGAUGAAAGGGGAUUUGAGGAAAUUAGCCUCAAGAGUGAUAGCUAUACACUUGAAAAUGAUAAACCAAAUGAAAAUGCUAAAACAACUAAGAGGACUCAUAGGAAAACUCACAAAAACAGUCAUUUAAAAGAGAAUGGUAAUUCAAAAACAAAUGGCCAUCCCACUAAACAACAAAGAAAUAGCCAUUCUAAUAGUAAAGAUGAUUUAAAAAUGAAUGGCUUGAUACAUCAGAAUGGUCACAUCACUAAAAACGGUCACAUUAGAAAUCAUGGAGAUGAUGAAGUAUUUAGCAAUGGGAUUGUGAACAGUGGUUUUAUAGAGGAUACUAUAGAUGAUAAUAUGGAACUUCAAAAACCGCCAAGACCGCCAAUCAGAAAUGGAUACGCUUCAUCAAAGGAAAAUGGUGGACAAAGUGGACUACAUCACUCAAAUGGAAAAACUAAAAGAGCCCAUAUGAAAGGAUUUCAGGAAAGCGAUGACGAUCAUAUCAUUGAUAUUGGUGAUGCUUCAGAAGCAAUGGAACAAGCUACAUUAGUACAUGUAAAUGGUACCCAUAGCAGUCAAUCCAAUAGAAAAUCUCAUCAUUCAAAGAAAAAUAAACCUCGCGAACAUCUUUCAUCAGUUUGAAAAAAUUAUAUACUGAGACUAAAUGAGAAAAUCAAUGGGAGAUAAUGAUCGUGUUCGUGGAAGGGACUUAUUAUGCAACAUUAAUAUGUCAAUUCUCAUGUUAUCAACAGAAUUAUAACAGACUGCAGUAUAAUAAAAAACAAAAUACCAUGUUGGAGAUUUCAAUAAUACAGGGUGGGCCACAAAAAAUGCAUCCCACUAGUUGAUACUAUUCAUAUGUUAUUUAUGAUAUACCAUUGAAAAGAUGAUUCAAUUUAUUUGUAAAUUUUAAUUUAAUUAAGAGUAUUUACAUGUGUAUACUUAAAUCCUUAAAAGAUUAGAUAAUGGCUGUGAUAUUAUAACAACAGAAUAUAUGCUGCCAUAACAGCAUCAUUUUUUGAAUAACAUCCAUUUGCUUUAAAGACAAUAUGAUUAAUUCACCAUUUCAUUGUAGAUUAAUCAUCUAUCCAGUGGUAUCAUCAUUUAUGUCUAACUUGUUAUGAUCAUAAAUUUUAAGCGAUCCAUUAGAAUACGAUAUUAUAGGAUAUUAGAAUAUGAUAUUAUAGGUAUUCUUACUCUAUGUAUAUUGGCGCUAUAGUAAUUGAAUUUGGCAAUUUAUUUUCAACAGGACCAAUAUCCUUGAUUUCAUUUAAUGUAUAGCUAAAUUGUAAAUAGUUCUGCCUCAAAUAAUGCAUUUAAGCUUAUUUGCUGAAAAACUGAAAUAAUUUGACACAAUUAAUUUUGCAAUUAAUUUGGCAGUUAUCAAUUUUUAUUUGAAUACAAAAGUGCAAUGUUUUCCAAUUUGAUAAUGUAUGUAUUUAUAUAUUUAUGAAAUCAGAUUUUUACAAACUCAUCCAGUUUUGGAUGAACAAAUCCGUCCAUAUUAUCAUAUAAAUAUUUGUAAAUAUUUUCAUUGACAAUAUUUUGUAAUGAUGCUUUGGAAGAUGUCACUUCUAGAUUUUGCAGUAACUUUGACAAUACAUGUCAUGUACGAUGUAAUUUAAGUACAGUACUGUACUUUGACAUGUAUUUUAUAUUUAAUGGGACGUGUUAGAAAUGAUAAUCAAUUAAUAAAAAAGUCUUUAUGACAAAGGAUAUUCACUUGACAAGAGGUCUUGAGGCCAAAUCUGUGAUAUAAUACUGUCUGUUGUUUAAUAUGGCACAUUUAGAACACAUUUAGAUAAGGUGUUUAUAGGAAACCAUAGCUUAAGGCAUCAACAUUGGAUCAGAAUUCUCAUGAAGUAUAAGCAUUUUUAUUAUUUACAUAGAAGUCUUGAUUACAUUGUUUCUCAAUUGUUUUCUCCCGAGGCCAUGUUUAAAUAUUAAUCUUUAAGGCUAUUGUGAUGUAAUAUUACAGCAUUGUCAGACGUAACACGUGAUCCAACACAUGAUCGAUGAAUGUUGAAGUGAUAUGUCAUAGCAUACAAAAUUUCAUUUCUUAUUUUACCAAUAUCAGUCAACAAUGCUUUUACUUGAAUUAAGCAUGUACAUUUUUGAAUUUCUAUGCUUCUAUGAAAAAGUUUCAAACACUGAAAUUUUAAAGUGUUUAGAUAACAUGUUUUUUAUCUCACACUGUGUGAGUUAAUGUAUUAAUGUAAUCGCUCACUCAUUUGUACCUUUAAUAACAAUUCAAAAAGGUUUCCUUUUAAAAUAUGGCAUCUAAAGUUAAAAAAAGUGGUAGCCAAUUUCAUUGCCAAAAUCAGGUUUUCAACACGUUCACCAUGUGAGUCCAGUACCCAUGGUACUGUUAAAUACAUACUGCUUUACCAUCUUCAUUCGCAGGCUAAAGCAGAGUCCUCAAAUCCUAACUUUGAGCAUUUUAUUGAUUUCAAUGAGCAAGUUUAAUUUUUUAUUGGAAAUGGUACCAGGCUGCCUUGUACUUUGUUUAUUUUACUGAAAUGAAUUAACAUCUAUUAUUACCACCUUGCCGGGCCAGUUCUAGGGGUUUUAGUGCUAGUUUAGAAGGCGUUUAUUUUACUAUAUCGACCUGAGAAAUGUGUGACGUCAUAGUGGUGGUCCAUAUGGACCGGUCUAGAAUAUAUUCUGGACCGGCAAUUUUCCCCGGGAAAUUAGAUAUCGUUCAAUGCGUAAGAUUUUCUUGCUGUUUCAGUCCUGGUCGUUAACGGUGGUAAUAAUACUAAUAACGUCAUUUCUGCGAGCAAUAUAGUGAAAUAUUGGACCU
Molecule: messenger RNA, 3267 nt
Organism: Owenia fusiformis
Lineage: Eukaryota; Metazoa; Annelida; Polychaeta; Sabellida; Oweniidae
Source: the annotation of a GenBank genome assembly